Messenger RNA from Mytilus trossulus (common blue mussel), 2894 nucleotides. RefSeq names its product peroxidase-like protein. The transcript is spliced from 12 exons. Gene Ontology annotation, molecular function: peroxidase activity; heme binding. NCBI's taxonomy places the organism in Eukaryota, Metazoa, Mollusca, Bivalvia, Mytilida, Mytilidae. Gene Ontology annotation, biological process: response to oxidative stress. The record is from RefSeq and is a predicted model, not a curated record. The coding region runs from base 34 to 2574 and encodes 846 amino acids.
GUGUUUAAAGAGUCCAAACGGUUCUACAUAAACAUGUUCACGUGGAAAUCCGUUUUUAUGACCAUUCUUGCAUUUACCUUGUCCAAUGGAAGAAUAUUGAAUGAAAGAGAUGGCAUCCAGAGUACAGUGACAUUUGGUCCGGUAAGACACUUAUUGCGAGACCCAACGAAAUUUGUGCCAUUAAAAGUACCAUCUCUUGAUAUAAUCGAAUUACUUAAAAAAGAUUCAGAAAAUGAGCAGAACUUAAUAAUGGAGGGGAAUUUAGAUGCCAGAAAAAGAGGCAUCGAUACACCUGACGGUAACAUGACUUCAAUGUUUGGAGCUCAUCUUAUUACACAAAAGGAAUCAGUUGUUAUACACCAACAAGGAUUUUUGUAUGGCGACAUUGUGCAUCGUGCGAUAGAAUAUGCAAAAGGAGAAUACGAUCUUUCCACUAGACAACCGGCAACUACAACUACACCUAGAUCAGAUAAAGAAAUGGCGACAACUCCUUCACAAAAUACUAUCCAAACAACGGAAGAGAGAUUACAACGAAUUAAACGAAGUACAACAGUAUUAUUGUCAGAAACAGACAGGGAACAGAUAGAUCGGUUCAUAUCAGAACUCCCAAACCCAAGCCUCAUCAAACUCCCUUGUUCUUUCCGUGAUAUUGAAUGUGACGCAUCUGCGAAAUACCGGACUAUUGACGGAUCAUGUAAUAACCUAGACCAUCCGAAUUGGGGGAAAUCCUUCACUCCGUUUGACAGAUUCUUAAAACCAGAAUUUGCUGAUGGAAUACAAGAACCAAGAAAAUUUGGAAAACUGAAUGUACCAUUAGAGGGACCACGUGAAAUUAGUAACUUUGUUCACACAGCAAGUACAAUAGCUGAACUUGAUCCACCAAUAAGUUCCUAUAUGAUGACAUUUGGUCAAUUCUUGGACCAUGAUAUAACAAAAACAGCUUUAUCCAAAGGAUCAUAUCCUUUUAAUUUGGACUGUUGUAACCUUGAAAGACAACAGAACCCUAGGAAUCCAAAUUGUUUCACGUUCUCUAUACCUGGUGAUGAUCCUUACCAUCGGAAAAUACUCGGAAACAAUAGGAGAUGUAUGAAUUUUGUCAGGUCGCAAGCGGCAUCUGACCUUGGUUGUAACUUUGGUUACCGAGAACAGUUUAAUGAACUUACACAUUAUAUCGAUGGUUCUGGUGUUUAUGGUUCUACUGUUACAGAGUUAAAUACAUUAAAAGAUCCUGAUGACAAUGGAAUGAUGUUGGUUUCGUCGGAUGAUAAGCUGCCACUUAACUUCAAUGAUCCUAGUUGUACCUCGGAUACGAAUAAGAAAUGCUUUAGAGCAGGUGACGUGAGGGCCAAUACACAACCUGCCCUCAGUUCCCUUCACACUAUCUGGGUAAGAGAGCACAACCGAAUUGCCCAGCAUUUCAAGAAUAGUCCCGAAUGUUAUAACUGGACUGGACAACAAAUUUUCGAGGAAACUAGACGCUACGUUGCAGCUGAAAUUCAACACAUCACCUAUAAUGAAUUUUUACCCAAACUACUAAGCAUAGAAAUCCGUGAACAAUUUGGUUUGGUACCAUCAUUGGAUGGGCAUUUUAUUGAUUAUGACCCCACCGUGCGGCCAAUGAUCCGAAAUUCGUUUUCUUCAGCAGCAUAUAGAAUGGGACAUAGUCUUAUAAGGGAUAAAUUUGCCUUUCCCAGCAGUGCUUUUGAUCUUCACGUGCAUUUGAACAAACCUGAUUUAUUGUACGAACCGAGUGGAAUAGAACGUUGCACACGAGGUAUGUAUGAAAAUCCAGGACAAAAAAUUGACGAGAAGAUGACGAGAGAAAUCACUUGGAAAUUGUUUGAAACAGUAGCAGGUAAUGGUGGAGAUUUGGCGGCUUUCAAUAUUCAGCGAGGUCGUGAUCAUGGACUUCCGCCAUAUACUACUUGGCUACACUGGUGCACAGGAAAAACAGUCGAAGCUGAAAAUUUUACCCCAGGUGUAGAAGGGGGUCUCUUUCAUCAUGGUGCAGUAGCCGCGGAAAAAUUGAGUAAGGCUUAUGCGUAUACUUGUGAUAUAGAUUUGUUUGUUGGAGGUAUAUCGGAAGAUCCUUUACCAGGCAGCAGAUUAGGACCAACAUUUACAUGUAUUCUAGCUUUACAGUUCAGAGCCCUUAAAUAUGGCGAUAGAUUCUUCUAUGAGGGGAAUACUCCACUCAAUCUACAUCCAUUUACACCACAAGAACUUGAAGGUUUCCGUCCAAUAUCAAUGGCAAAGAUAAUAUGUGAAAAUACAAAUAUUGAACAGAUACCACAAGAUGUAUUUUUAGAACCAUCAUUGAGCAAUCCACUUCGAAAUUGCUCGGAUCUUCCCGAUAUCUGUUUCCCUAAGAAUGGUGGAUGGAGCGAUUGGAAGGAUAGUUGUUGUAGUAACUGUUGUACCAGACAACAAUACCGAUCAUGUGAUAACCCUCCACCCAAUGAAUGCGGGAAACCAUGUGAAGGAUACGACUUUAGAUACAAAAACGCGUGUCAUUAUGGCGGCGGACAUGGGGGAUGUUGUCACUACGGUGGUGGUCAUCACGACGGCCAUUAGAUUCAUCAUCAUGUAAACAGCUUAACCUUCACAAAUGUUAGUUAAAUUUAAAAAAAUGGUCUUCUAAUCUUAAUCAGUUUUACAGCCCGUGUCACUAUGGCGGCGGACAUGGAGGCUUCUGUCAUUAAAUUGGAGGAUAAUAUCACUAUGUUUAUUAGAUUCUUCAUAUUCUAACAGUAGAAUGAGAUAAACAUUUUCAAAAAUAGUUAGUAAUAAUGUCGGUCUUAACGUUUCAUAAUGUGCUAAAAAUACAAUUAAUAUUGAAGUCUUGUCAUAUCCUUUCUUUUUUUCUGUAUUAAUAUCAUGAUUUGUGUAAUAUA